This is a messenger RNA of Fonsecaea multimorphosa CBS 102226, 2259 nucleotides long. RefSeq lists its product as uncharacterized. The coding region runs from base 1 to 2259 and encodes 752 amino acids. Gene Ontology annotation, biological process: regulation of DNA-templated transcription; DNA-templated transcription. The record is from RefSeq and is a predicted model, not a curated record. The transcript has 2 exons. Gene Ontology annotation, cellular component: nucleus. Lineage: Eukaryota; Fungi; Ascomycota; Eurotiomycetes; Chaetothyriales; Herpotrichiellaceae. Gene Ontology annotation, molecular function: zinc ion binding; DNA binding; DNA-binding transcription factor activity, RNA polymerase II-specific.
AUGGCCGACGAUCAACACCAAAGCCCUCCGGCAUCCAUGAAGCGCGUGUCGAGAGCAUGUAUUUUCUGCCGAGCGCGCAAAUCCAGGUGUGAAUUGGAAGCUUCAGGCGGCCAACCUCCAUGCGCAAGAUGCAAGAAAGAAAACCGCGAGUGUGUGCUGGGGACGUCGAACCGCGGCGGAAGCCGAGUGAGGAAAAAGCUGCUUUCCACCACCACCUUGUCCAACUUGUCCAACCCUCCACCAUUGACACCCCUUCUUGAGACCGAUCCCAAUGCCGAGACCAACGUCAAAUCCCACCUCCGUCCUCCUGGGUUUCUACAACCCUCCCCUCUCCAAGAUCGCCCUUCGACAAUCGCAGGUCUGGCAGGUGGUGUGGGAGGAACUUCCACCAGUGCGAACGCAGUUGACGAUGAUGACUCGGCAUCCACGGCCGACAGCACAAUUGGAAACACCAUACCUAGGAAUCCAUCAGAUGCAUGGCAGUUGUUGAAAGAUGUGGCGAACCGAGAGGCGGACCAGCUACAAGCCAGAGGAGCAAUGAGCCAGCCGGGUGAUCUAUCAAACCAAGACAUGCAGAAUGGAGCAAGACCAGAGCCUAGGGGGUCCAUCAAUGGCAUCCACGCCGGGAUCUCGACUUAUCGACUGGUGCGUGAAGGCUACCUCACGCCCGAAAUCAUCCAGAUGCUGGUUAGACGCUACGCCGAGCACUAUCACCCGUACCUUCCCUUGGUCCCGCGUAAAUAUUUUGACCCUGCUCAACUGGACGUCUUCGCAGUCAAUGAUAAACACCUCUUGACGGCGGUCAUCACCAUCUCGUCCAAGGACCUUAUUGAACAGCCAACGAUCCAUACCUGCUGCUCUCGAUACAUGCAUGAUCUGAUCUCUGGGAUCGCCGCUGGUCAUGAUUGUGAAGUCGAGGCCGUGGAGGCAUUGCUGUUACUCGCCGAAUGGGAGCCGCAAGGCCUGCGGAACCGGAUUGAAGCUGUGGGCAGAGGCGAGGAGGAUCGGUCGGCAUGGAUGCAUGUUGGGAUGGCCCUUCGCACAGGUUAUUUCCUGGGCCUGGACCGAACUGCAUUUCGGCAAGAAUCUGCCGAAGAAGCGAGGAUUGACGGGCGGAAACGCCUAGCCUGGGCCAACUGCUACGUCUCGGACCGACUGAUCUCAGUGAGGAUUGGAAAGGCAUUCUGGUCGAGAGGACCUGGGCCCAUGACUGGCCUCUCCUCCCAAGACUUUCCCUCGUUACAACCCCUCAGUCCUGACGACGAAGAUUAUGCCAAAAUCAUGCAAGCUACCUUGGAUCUCACCCAGCUGUACUCCAAUGUGCACGAUGUUCUCUACUCGGGCAUGCGUACUAGUGGACAAAUGAUGCUCAUGGGAGACUAUGUCAAGUAUGUCGACGAUUUCCGUGCCGCCAUUGCUCGCUGGAACACGACCUGGGGGAAACUGGAGUGCUCCCCUUAUAUCAAGGUCACACUGCAGAUGGCGUACGAAUAUCUUUGUCUGUAUACCAACGCCUUUGCCUUCCAAGCGGCAAUCGCUCAAGCAAUUGCCAGCAAACCCAAGAGUGACGCCCAUUCCCUGAGAGACCAUCUUCGAAGUGUGUUCUGCAACGUCGGUGCUAUGCCAGAUGCACGCUUCAUUUGGGCCAGUGUGGCUGCCGCGAAAGCGUAUCUGACGCUUCUCAGCACGCAAGUGGACCCAAGCAAGUACCUACGAUACAUGCCGCUGAGAUAUUACCUCUACUGCAUUUAUUCUGCCGUCUUCUUGUACAAGGCGCGCUCGUUUGGGGUGAUGACAGACAUGGAAGAACGCCAAGUUCGACAACUCGUCUUCCAGACCAUGGAAGUUCUCAAACGAGCGUCGGUCUCUGCUCAAGACCCGGGAUCACGCUAUGCAAGGCUUUUGGAGUUGUUGUGGAUCAAGCCGCAGAAGGCACCGUCGCAACUACCCCCUCCAAUUCAAUCUCCAGCAGCAUCAGACGGUCCCCUGUCGUCAAGUGGCAGUGUCCACGUCGACGCUCAAGGUUAUAUGCAAUUCAGUCCGGCUAACGACUUCUCGUGGCUAGACCUCGAGGCAGUCGGCGAUUACGUCUCUGGUGACCAAAUGACAGGCAAUGGGAUAAAUAUGCUGGCUCCGAUGGUGGGUUUCGAAUCGACGUCGACUUUCAUGCCUCAAGCGCAGGGUCAAGGAAUGCAGUGGCAGCAGACCAACAAUGCGAUAAACUGGCCGGUGGACUGGAAUGGCAACUUGUUCUUCUGA